AGACAACGAGCGACGGGGUGGAGGAGGAGGAGGAGGAGGAAGAGGAGGCAGACCAACAAGAUGGCCCCUGCUGCAGGAGCAGCCUCAGCAGCAGGUGGGAGGCCGGAGGCGGCGCUGGCGGUGGCAGCGGCGGCCGUUGUCCGGCGGCCUGGGACAGAGUCAGAGUCGACGGUGGCAUUGGCGGCGGCGGUGGCUGCCGCGGUGGUGGCGACGGCCGCGGGGACUCGGAGCUGAGAGGAGCUGCUGCUCGGACCAGCGCGGUAAUAUUUCACACUAUGUGCUGACUGUAUUUACAGAAGAUAUUUAAAAAAAAGAAAAGAUAAACUUUUUUCAAAGAUUUUGAUUCCAGUGGAAUCUUUGCUUUAGAUUUUGUGUGUGUGAGUGAAUUGUAACUCCAGAAACAAUGCCUGUACAAGCUCCACAGUGGACGGAUUUCCUCUCCUGCCCAAUUUGCACUCAGACUUUCGACGAAACAAUUCGAAAGCCCAUCAGUUUGGGUUGUGGCCAUACUGUCUGCAAGAUGUGCCUGAACAAACUCCACCGCAAGGCUUGCCCGUUUGACCAGACCACUAUCAAUACAGACAUUGAACUCCUCCCAGUAAACUCAGCAUUGCUGCAGCUAGUGGGUGCUCAGGUUCCUGAACAGCAGCCCAUUACUUUGUGUAGUGGGGUUGAAGAUACAAAGCAUUAUGAGGAAGCCAAGAAGUGUGUAGAAGAAUUAGCACUGUACCUGAAACCACUCAGCAGUGCUAGAGGAGUGGGUCUGAAUAGCACUACUCAGAGUGUUCUGAGUCGCCCAAUGCAGAGGAAGCUGGUGACUCUGGUCCACUGCCAACUAGUAGAAGAAGAAGGCAGGAUUCGUGCCAUGAGGGCAGCUCGAUCUUUAGGUGAACGAACAGUUACAGAGCUCAUUCUCCAGCACCAGAAUCCUCAGCAACUCUCUUCCAAUCUUUGGGCAGCAGUCAGAGCUAGAGGCUGCCAGUUCCUUGGACCAGCAAUGCAGGAGGAAGCUCUAAAGCUGGUUCUCCUGGCCUUAGAAGAUGGUUCUGCUUUGUCAAGAAAAGUAUUGGUUCUCUUUGUGGUGCAAAGGUUGGAGCCACGGUUUCCUCAAGCCUCUAAAACUAGCAUUGGGCAUGUUGUCCAGCUCCUUUAUAGAGCCUCCUGCUUCAAGGUCACCAAGCGUGAUGAAGACUCUUCUUUGAUGCAGCUGAAAGAAGAAUUUAGAACGUAUGAAGCUCUGCGGCGAGAACAUGACUCCCAGAUAGUGCAGAUUGCUAUGGAAGCAGGCUUACGAAUUGCACCAGACCAGUGGUCCUCUUUGCUUUAUGGGGACCAGUCUCACAAAUCUCAUAUGCAGUCCAUUAUUGACAAGUUGCAGACCCCAGCCUCUUUUGCACAAAGUGUUCAGGAACUAACAAUUGCUCUCCAGAGGACUGGAGAUCCAGCAAACUUGAAUCGACUAAGACCCCAUUUGGAGCUAUUAGCAAACAUUGACCCUAGUCCAGAUGCUCCUCCUCCUACUUGGGAACAGCUAGAAAAUGGGCUGGUUGCUGUGCGUACAGUGGUACACGGGUUGGUUGAUUAUAUCCAGAAUCACAGCAAAAAAGGAGCAGAUCAACAGCAGCCUCCACAGCAUAGCAAAUAUAAAACAUACAUGUGUCGAGACAUGAAGCAGAGAGGAGGAUGCCCUCGUGGGGCCAGCUGUACAUUUGCACACUCACAGGAGGAACUGGAAAAGUUUCGUAAAAUGAACAAACGUCUGGUUCCCAGAAGACCCCUGAGUGCCUCUUUGGGUCAACUUAAUGAGGUGGGCCUGCCUUCAACAGCUAUCCUUCCGGAUGAAGGUGCAGUGGAUCUGCCUAGCAGAAAAACCCCUGCUCUGCCAAAUGGAAUUGUAUCAGCAGGGAAUACAGUAACACAGCUGAUUCCACGAGGGACAGACCCCAGCUACGAUUCUAGUCUGAAACCAGGAAAGAUAGAUCACCUGAGCAGUAGUGCCCCUGGAUCCCCUCCUGACCUGCUAGAAUCUGUCCCUAAGAGUAUUUCUGCCUUGCCUGUUAAUCCACAUCCUGUACCUCCAAGAGGGCCAACAGACCUGCCCCCUAUGCCUGUCACCAAAUCACUUCAGAUGGUACCACGAGGUUCUCAGUUAUAUCCAGCACAACAGGCAGAUGUUUAUUACCAGGAUCCUCGAGGAGCUGCUCCACCAUUUGAACCAGCACCUUAUCAGCAGGGUAUGUACUAUCCUCCACCACCACAAUGUGUGUCCCGCUUUGUCCGACCUCCACCAUCUGCUCCUGAACCUGGUCCUCCCUACUUGGAUCAUUAUCCACCGUACCUCCAAGAUCGUGUAGUAAACUCUCAAUAUGGCACACAGCCACAACAGUACCCACCUAUGUACCCACCACACUAUGAUGGCCGUCGAGUAUACCCUGCUCAGUCUUAUACAAGAGAGGAGAUUUUCCGAGAAAGUCCUAUACCCAUUGAGAUUCCACCUGCAGCAGUACCAUCCUAUGUACCAGAAUCCAGAGAAAGAUACCAACAGAUGGAGGGUUACUAUCCAGUGGCUCCCCACCCAACUCAGAUCAGACCUUCGUACAACAGAGAGCCUCCUUACAGCCGGCUUCCUCCCCCUCCCCAGCCCCAUCCUAGUCUAGAUGAGCUACAUCGAAGACGGAAGGAAAUAAUGGCACAACUAGAGGAAAGGAAGGUUAUCUCUCCACCUCCUUUUGCACCUUCACCAACAUUGCCUCCUGCCUUCCAACAAGAGGAAUUUUUGGAUGAAGACUUGAAGGUAGCUGGGAAAUACAAAGGAAAUGAUUAUAGCCAGUACUCACCCUGGUCAUGUGACACAAUCGGCUCCUACAUUGGAACCAAAGAUGCAAAACCCAAAGAUGUUGUGGCAGCAGGGAGUGUGGAAAUGAUGAAUGUGGAGAGUAAAGGAAUGAGAGACCAGCGAUUGGACCUUCAGAGAAGAGCAGCAGAAACCAGUGAUGAUGACCUCAUCCCAUUUGGAGACCGACCAACAGUAUCUCGAUUUGGUGCCAUUUCUCGAACUUCCAAAACAAUAUAUCAGGGUGCUGGCCCAAUGCAGGCUAUGGCACCUCAGGGAGCUCCCACAAAAUCUAUUAACAUUUCAGAUUAUGGUCCGUAUGGAGCCCACAGUGGCUGGGGAGGUUCUCCAUAUUCACCUCAUCAAAACAUACCUUCUCAGGGACACUUCAGUGAGAGGGAGAGAAUAUCUAUGUCAGAAGUGGCCAGUCAUGGAAAACCCCUUCCAUCUGCUGAGAGGGAACAGCUACGACUAGAAUUGCAGCAAUUAAACCAACAAAUUAGCCAACAGACCCAGCUACGUGGACUAGAGGCUGUCGGUAGCAGGCUGGCGCUGCAGAGGGAGGCGAGCGCCUUGGCAGGCCAAUCACAGCCCCCACCGCCGCCGCCGCCCCCACCGAAGUGGCCUGGAGCGCCCUCAAGUGAGCAGCUGAGCUUGGAACUGCACCAGGUGGAAAGGGAAAUCGGGAAGAGAACCCGGGAACUGAGCAUGGAGAACCAGUGUUCUCUGGAUAUGAAAAGCAAAUUGAAUGCAAGUAAGCAAGCAGAAAAUGGACAACCAGAACCACAAAAUAAGGUUCCAGCUGAGGACCUUACAUUGACAUUCAGUGAUGUGCCGAAUGGAUCAGCCUUGACACAAGAGAACAUCGGCCUCCUAUCAAACAAGACCAACUCUCUGAACCUGUCAGAGGACCCUGAGGGAGGAGGGGACAGUAAUGACUCCCAGAGAUCAGGAGUUACAUCCAGUUCUGCUCCCUAAAACAUGAGGAGUCCUACUUUUAUCUUCUGUUCCUAACCAAUUUGUGGGGCGUAGGGGUAGGAGAACAGAUAGCUUCUAAACAUUUUCUCUGAGAGUGGUCAGAGAAAUCCAGGAAAAGCACCGGAGGCAAUGUGCACAAACACCACUACUAAAAACAAACCCUGCACAUAGUUCACAAUAAUGCAUUUUUUAAUUUAAAAGAAAAAGAAAAAGAAAAUUAGCAGUAUCUGCAAGCAAUUCAGAUUAAAUUUGUUUUUGUUCUGUGAAUGAACUUUAUUUUAAUAACUUUGGACGCCUUGGAUCCAGGGCUUUAAAAAAAAGAAGAAGAUAUUAUAUAUACACUCUGUUUGAUUAAUUGUAUGAUCUUAAUGAAGUAGGUUUUUCUUGUAUUUUGGUAUUAUUACAUACCCAGUGUGUAUAAUUCCUUACCCCCAAUCCUUUCCAACUCUCACAACCCCAUAAAUUACAACAGACAAAAAGCACUGGCCUUUCUGAGAAUUCUGUGGUGCUUGAGAAAUAGACAGUAAUAGACUAGUUAUUAGAAAAUGUGCAGCACACCAACUUUCUAAGAGCUGUUAUUUAGAAACCAUAAUCUGCUUUCUCUUUCUGGGUCACUAGCUUCAUGUGUAGGUAGGUUUUUCAUAUGGUAUUAAAACUUUUUGUAGUUAUUGU
Lagenorhynchus albirostris (white-beaked dolphin) is the source of this 4483-nucleotide messenger RNA. RefSeq names its product ring finger and CCCH-type domains 1 (gene RC3H1). The record is from RefSeq and is a predicted model, not a curated record. Lineage: Eukaryota; Metazoa; Chordata; Mammalia; Artiodactyla; Delphinidae. Gene Ontology annotation, molecular function: metal ion binding. Bases 404 to 3811 code for a protein of 1135 amino acids. The transcript has 20 exons.